Solanum lycopersicum (tomato) is the source of this 1350-nucleotide messenger RNA. RefSeq lists its product as uncharacterized. The record is from RefSeq and is a predicted model, not a curated record. NCBI's taxonomy places the organism in Eukaryota, Viridiplantae, Streptophyta, Magnoliopsida, Solanales, Solanaceae.
AUGCAUCCACCACUGGAAUAUACUCAGCCGCCCCCUCAGGUAGCUUUGAUGAUGACCACAUCAGGGAAUGCUACCCCACAGGGAUACAGUGUUUUGCCUUUAGAGGAUAAUCGACCAACGUCUAGUGUCUCUCGCACUAAUACUCACAACCCUGCAGACUCACAACCAUCAUCAUCAUCUGCUUCACAACUUAUGAUGUCGAGUCUUUGCAUUCAACGUAAUAGUUCUGAGCCUAACACUCCAACCACAAAUCAGUCAGAUACACCUGGUCAUGACAAUACACAAGUUGGCAUGAGGGACAUGCAUAAUAGACUUGUCAUUGAGCCUGGAGGAUACACUUUCAAUCCAGAUGAUGUUGUGGGGAUCAUUUCUCAGACAAUCAAAGAACUCUAUAGAGAUGCUUAUCCUACAUGGGGCAAGUUCCCUAGCAAUCUCAAGAGACAAAUAUUUUUGGAGUUCAGGAAAAAAUGUGCUUGGCGUUCGGAACAUGAGGCCAAAAUUUGUGCAAACUUUCACAAGAAAGCUACGCAUACUCUUGCUAGUUUGUUUAAUAAAGCUCGUAGAGAUAAUAGCAAACCUAGCUGGGUUCUACCGGAUGAUUGGGAAAAAUUACUCGUGCAUUGGAAAUAUGAUCCAAAAUUUAAGCAGAUGAGUGAGAUCGGUAAAAAGGCAAGAUCAUCUACUAAGGGUGGUUCUCUACACACAAGUGGUGCUCAAAGUCAAGGAUGUGUGAGGAGGAAAUUGGAAAAGGAACUAGGAAGACCGAUAACUCAAGCUGAGGCAUUUAAGGCAACACACAUUAGAAAGAAGAAAAAUCCUGAAGAUCCAGACGUGUGGGUUGAACCGCAAGCUGAAGUGACCUAUGAUUUACAACAAUCUCUGCCGGAAGAAAAUCGAGGUAUGCCACUUACUCAAGAACAGGAUGAGAGAGUUUGGUUAGACUUGACUUGUGGGCCGAGUAGAUAUGGGUAUGCAUAUGGAAUGCUGCAUAAAACCUUUCGUGAAUUUUCUUCUGAGUUUGAAGGCCUAAAUAGUUCAAAUAAUGAUGAAUCAAUGAAGAAAAAUUUGGCUAUGGAGAAAAAGAUUGUUGAGCUAUCUUGCCAAGCCGAAGAAUCACGGGCUAGGGAAAGGUGGUUGGAAUUACAGUUUGCGGGUCUUAAAGCUCAAUUCGAUGCAUUACUUGCCUCAGGAGGGAUUCCCCCUUGUUCUGGUGAUGUCGCUUUCCCUCCUCGACCUCCUCAAUCUCAACCUACUCAAUAUUCAAUGUAUGGUCAACAAAGAAAUAUGACCCAUGAGAUUAGUAGUGAUGAAGAAAGUGAUGAUUAUGUGGCAAACACACUACCACAUUAG